AUUACUUAAAUAAUUGAAUUAAAAUGGCCGACACUUAGGUGCAUUUUGUUGUUUUAUAUAUUCUAUUUAUUUGGAACGUUAAAACAGUUUAGAUUCUAGAUCUCGAUCCACAUUCUAACUAGAACUUAAAAUGAUGCAAGCUGAAGACGCUAGAUACCUUAAGCGAAAAGUAAAAGGUGGAAGUAUUGAUGUUCAUCCAACGGAAAAAGCACUGGUAGUGAAUUAUGAACUGGAGGCCACCAUACUGGGAGAGAUGGGAGAUCCCAUGCUGGGAGAACGCAAGGAGUGUCAGAAAAUCAUUCGGGUAAAAGGUUUACAUGAAAACAGUGACCUUUCAACACUGGCUAAAGAAAUCAUUGAGAAAUGUAAACUGAUACAUCCUAGUAAAUUACCAGAGGUUGAACAGCUGUUGUAUUACUUGCAGAAUCGAAAAGAAACAGCACCACCUAAAGCUUCAGGUAAAACCAAAUUGUCAGACAAACCAGGGGACCCAGCAUUCUCAGAUGGAUCUGAGAUAAAUGAGGUGGCUAACAUCAACGAUGUGGAUGACUACCUGGAAAUGCUGUAUGAGGAAUUGCCAGAAAAAGUCAAAGGCUGUGCUCUUAUCUUACAACUUGCCAGAAACCCAGAUAACCUUGAAGAAUUAUUUCAGAAUGAGACUGUAGUUAGUGCACUGGUGCGUCUCCUGAGAGAAGAAUGGAAGCGCAGCACUGAUCUGGCGACCAACAUCAUCUACAUCUUUUUUUGCUUUUCUUCCUUCUCCUCUUUUCACGCAGUCAUCCUCCACUUCAAGAUGGGAACACUGUGCAUGACCAUCAUACAACAUGAGCUUAAGAAACAUGAACUCUGGCAGGAUGAACUCAAUAAGAAAAAGAAAGCAGCUGACACAGAUAAAAACAAUACAAAACUGAGAGAUGAUUAUGAAAAAAGUUUAAAGAAAUAUGAAGGUCUGGUUAGAAAGCAAGAACAACUUUUGAGAGUUUCCUACUAUCUGCUGUUGAACCUUGCUGAAGAUCUCAGUGUUGAACUGAAGAUGAGAAACAAAGGGGUAGUGAAAAUGUUGGUCAACACUCUGGACAGAAACAAUUUUGAGCUCCUCAUUCUGGUUGUUUCUUUUCUCAAGAAGCUCAGUAUAUUUAUAGAGAACAAAAAAGAAAUGGUUGAUCUUAAUAUUGUAGAGAAACUUACUAAGCUGAUUCCUUGUGAUCAUGAAGAUUUACUCAACAUUACUAUCCGCUUAUUAUUGAAUCUCAGCUUUGACCCAGACAUACGCAGCAAGAUUAUCAAAUAUGGCCUCUUGCCUAAACUAGUCAACUUGCUCACCAAUGAGAAUCAUCGUCUGAUGGUAUUAUGCAUUCUCUAUCACAUCAGUAUGGAUGACAAAGCAAAAUCAAUGUUCACAUUUACUGAUUGCUUUCCCAUUGUAAUGAAACUACUCUUGGAGAGUCCAGAAACCCCAGACAUAGAGUUACUUGCUCUUUGUAUAAACCUGGCUUCUAACAAACGUGCAGCACAAAUUAUUUGUGAAGGUCAAGGACUGAAACUGCUCAUGAAACGUGCCUUCAAAUUUAAAGAUCCUCUUUUGAUCAAAAUGAUUCGUAACUUAUCACAACAUUCAGGGCCUACAAAAAACCUUUUCAUAGAUUACAUCCCUGACUUGUGUUCACAUGUACUUGAUUGGGAUAAUGAAGAAUUCAGUUUAGAAUGUUUGGGAAUCUUAGGAAAUUUAACAAUUCCAGAAUUGGACUAUGAACUUAUAUUGAAGGAGUACAAUUUAAUUCCAUGGAUCAAAGGAAAACUUCAGUCAGGUUCAGCAGAAGAUGAUGUUGUACUGGAUGUGGUCAUACUUGUUGGUACUGUAUGUAGUGAUGAUGCAUGCGCCAAACUGUUGGCUGAUAGUAACAUCAUACAUCUGUUGAUAGAAUUACUGAACGCUAAACAAGAAGAUGAUGAAGUUGUCUGCCAGAUAGUCUAUGUCUUCUACCAGAUGAUCUUUCAUGAAGCUACCAGAGAAAUCAUCAUUAAAGAAACUCAAGCUCCUGCCUAUUUAAUAGACUUGAUGCAUGACAAGAAUGCUGAGAUCCGAAGUGUUUGUGACAAUACAUUAGACAUGAUUGGUGAAUUUGACGAAGAGUGGGCCACGAAAAUUCAGCUUGAAAAAUUUCGCUGGCACAACUCCCAGUGGUUGGAGAUGGUGGAGUCCCGUCAGGUGGAUGAGUUUGCUGACCCUUCAUACAUGUAUCCAGAUGAGCCAGGAUUUGACCCUUACUUACAGGAUGCAGACAUUUUGGACAGGCCUGAUCUUUUCUAUGAAGGUUAUGACAACACUGGACACUUGACACCUGAAUACAUUGAUGACGCUGGAAUGUACAGUGACUUUUACUCCCAGCAGCCAUAUGGCUAUGAACCUGAUGACCCUUAUGUGCGACCAGAGGCUCAUCUUGGCUUUAUAAGGGAUGCUCAUCAGGGUGAUCUCUAUGGACGUGGAAUGGACCCUUAUGAACAAGACUAUGGCCAGUAUGUGAAUGGGGACCAAGAAAAGAGUCCCAUGUAUAGGGACUAUGGAUAUCGAUAACUUUUCUAUUGCUGCUGAUGAAGUGAAUGAAAGAAUGUGAAGGUCAGACUUGUAAAUUGUUUUUUCUUUACAGUAAAGGUCAUUGAUAACGAUGAUGUGAAUGUAUUGCAUACUUGUACCCCUGAGUUUUUUUUUUUUUAUUUAUAUAUUGAGAAAAUG
Messenger RNA from Biomphalaria glabrata, 2734 nucleotides. RefSeq names its product kinesin-associated protein 3-like. Gene Ontology annotation, biological process: cilium organization; microtubule-based movement. Gene Ontology annotation, molecular function: kinesin binding. The record is from RefSeq and is a predicted model, not a curated record. Lineage: Eukaryota; Metazoa; Mollusca; Gastropoda; Planorbidae. The transcript has 17 exons. Gene Ontology annotation, cellular component: kinesin II complex; axoneme; ciliary transition zone. Bases 131 to 2575 code for a protein of 814 amino acids.